Messenger RNA from Neoarthrinium moseri, 1572 nucleotides. RefSeq lists its product as uncharacterized. The transcript has a single exon. The record is from RefSeq and is a predicted model, not a curated record. The coding region runs from base 1 to 1572 and encodes 523 amino acids. NCBI's taxonomy places the organism in Eukaryota, Fungi, Ascomycota, Sordariomycetes, Amphisphaeriales, Apiosporaceae.
AUGCAGGAACAGUUUGUGGCAGAUAUCCAAACUGACUCGAGGCAACAUGCCACAGUUCGCUUCACAAGUCUGACAGCCCCGGAAAUCAGCUCGGCUUAUAGCAGCCACAACAUACUGGGGCUUCUUAGUGUAGCUGGAGACCCUUUUGGGACUUCACCUCUAGCGCACCAAGUUGCCCCCACACGCAACGCUGCACAUACUUCAGCGCUGUCAAAAAGUCGCAAAAUAGCCAUCAAAGUGGAGAGAUUGCUCAACGGCGUCUGUCAUUUGGACUCCCAGAGCCCCGAAUGGGGGCUACCCUAUCUGCGAAUCUGCAAUGAUGCAGUCGUCAUGAGUAUACCUUGUGACGAUUCUGCACGUAGCCGUGACGGCACUGUAGCAUUUCACAAAUUGAAAACAAGAUUUCCAAAUACAUCCAGAACGGACAAUGGCCCAGGCGACGCUCAUUCAUAUUACCUCUCUACGCAGAACCUGCACUUUUCUUGCCCGAACGUCACAGCCGACGCCGCCCUCUUCGACUGUAACACGCAACCCAUGUUUGAGGACAUCACCGUAUUAUCCGGUAUGUGCCUCUUCUCAGACAAGGUCAUGCAGAGCAGUAUCAUUAGCAACAGACCGAAUGGCAUGAAGUUGCUGAAUAUCAAACCGACUUUAUACGAGAUGGAGUAUAUCGCCAGAAUAUCACCCGUCACUGCUGAUAUAGCGGCGCUGCUGGCGUCAAGGUAUCACCAUACACCAGACCAUCCCAUUAGAGUCAGCCUUGACGUCCCUACCUGGCAAUACUAUGCUUCCAUCCACCCCUACAUACUUCGAGGUGACUGCACCUUCGAAGAUGCUUAUCAAUGGCUCGAAGCUGUCGAACGCCGGUCAUACCAAGCGAGCAAAGUCUUCGAGAAGGCGGUUCGCUAUGAGCUUAACCUUCGUGGGUACCCCUUGGAGAUACUUAUUUCUCCUGGGACGAAGCUUGUCAGCGAGACCAUCAAGAGUGCACUUCGAUCCAGCAGAGUGCCAUGUCUAGCUGAAGCUUUGGCCUCACUAGUCGAAGAUGAUACUGGCCUCUGGGCGCGAUUUUGGGCUCUACUUCCCGAGAAGGAGAGGCCGAGAGACUUCAAAGACCUGGGAUAUCUCUUUUAUGUUCUUCAGGCCGUGCGGCCAGCGCUUGGCAUUCCUAUUAACGGCAAGGGGAACGGCAGACAUAAGGAACCCAAUGAGCACUUCAAACGUUUGAUCAUCAGCGUCGAUGACCGCUCCGAGCGCAAGAUUUAUUCCAAAGCGCAGUCCGUCUUGAAAGCUAUGAGGAGACUAGUCCCAGAAUAUCCUCAUGCCACUUUGAUUGAGGCAUAUGUUGCGAGACGAAUCUUUAUUGAUGGCAAUAAAGAGGGAUCAACUCCGUACUGGAGCGACCCUGGCCCUGAUGGGAUAUUGCUACAUGAAGGCCAGGAUCAGCCCUAUGAUACGGGUGUAGUCAUGCCAGCCGACAUCGUAGGAAGACUGUACGGCGAGGAACGUUCAGAUAGAAUUUACCACUGGUUCACAGAGGUCGAUUCUUUGAGAGUACUUGAUAGUGCUUAG